Molecule: messenger RNA, 3533 nt
Organism: Danio aesculapii
Lineage: Eukaryota; Metazoa; Chordata; Actinopteri; Cypriniformes; Danionidae
Gene: lin54
Product: lin-54 DREAM MuvB core complex component
Exons: 14
Coding region: 295-2628 (777 amino acids)
Biological process (GO): regulation of DNA-templated transcription
Cellular component (GO): nucleus
Source: RefSeq, a predicted model, not a curated record
UGCGACUGUUUCUGUUAUGUCUGAACUGAUGACGAGAUGAAAAUGGCGGAUCUUUCGAAAUCCAAGCCCGGCCUGAAAUAGACACGCAGCCCGCUUAACUCCCUUUAACAGGACUCCGUUCAGGAGACAAACACCUGUCUGCAAAAACUCUUGAAUAUAUUUGUAAAUAUGCAUAUUUUCGUCGCAGCAGUAUAGACAGAAAAGCAGACGCGUCGAAUGCCAACAAACUCCGUCUGAUGUGAAACUGACAGGCUUGUUUUUAACUGUUGAGUGUGUUAUUGGUAACUCUGCAGAAUGGAUGUGGUGUCUCCUGAGCUCAACAGUCUCCUCCCUGAUGAGAUCAUGGAUACAGAAGCGAUGGAUGAAGAUCCGCCUGCUUCACACCUCGCCCCUCCACCCCAAUCUGCCCCAGAAUCGGCGCAGGUACCAAUGGAAACAGAGGUGCCCGAAAUCAUCAGCAUUUGUCCAACAACCACCUCUGCGCAGGUCACCUCCACCAAUGUUCAAAGUAGCAUCAGCUCCACAACUCAACUCCUCCUCACCCCAUCAUCAUCAUCAUCAUCAUCAUCAUCCUCCUCCUCAGCCACAAAAAACACCACUCCAAACCUUCCCAAAAUCCCCAGCCUUUCCGUCCCACCAAACCACCAGCUCAUCAUCAAUAAAGUGGCGGCAGAUGGAAAGUCUCCGGGCGGCGCAGUGAUAAAGCAGGAGGGCCAGAAACUGCUGGUUGCCGGGCUCAGUAAAACAGGCCAGCCCAUUAUGCUGGCUCUGCCCCACACUUGGAACAAGCCGGCCACCAGCCAGGGCUCAGGUGAUGCCAAGAGCCAGCCCACGCAGAUCAAGAUGGUGACGACAGUGGGCAAGCCUGUGAUCGCAGUGAGCUCCGCCAGUCAGCUGGUGGCUUCAUCCACACCACUGCAGGCACAGCAGCUCAAGACACUGCAGAUCACAAAGAAGCCCCCAGUGUCUACAGCCGGACCAAUGAUAACAAAGCUCAUCAUCACAAAGGCUCUUAACAAUAAAGUACUGAGCAGCCCGGGUUCAGUGUCUCCUGUAGUCACCGGCCGAGUUGUUACCCAGAGUACCCCAUUGACGCCUCCACGCACCAUUGCCAUUGGUGAGACCAUCAGCACUGUGCAACAGAAUGCCAACACUAACAGCAAAGUCGCCAUCUCCCCUCUCAAGUCUCCCAGCAAGCUGACUGUGGUGUCGGUGGCCAAUCAAUCUUCAAACUCCCCCCAGAAGUCUGUGACUCUGCCGCUCAAUGUAGCUCUGGGCCAGCAGAUCCUCACUGUUCAGCAGUCUGCCGUCACCUCUCCAGCUAAAGCAGGAAGCAGCCAGUCCACCACACAGACAGUAAAGCCGGUGCAGACAGUUACGGUUCCCACAUCCCAGUUCAAGACCAUCAUUCCCCUCACCACACCUCCCAAUGUGCAGCAGAUCCAGGUGCCGGGCAGCCGCUUCCAUUAUGUUCGUCUGGUAACAGCGACCACUGGCAGCAGCACCGUACAGACGGGUGGCAGCACCAACACAAACCCAUCCAUACAGCCAGCCAAGCCAGUGAUGAUGAAUGCUGCAGUACGGAUGUCUGUCCCAAUUGUCCCAGCACAGACAGUCAAACAGGUUGUACCCAAACCCUUGUCAUCAGCAACUCAGGUGGUGACCACCAGUCAAACCCCUCAGCGUCUCAUCAUGCCGGCCACACAUCUGCCACAGAUCCAGCCCAACCUCACCAACCUGCCGCCAGGCACUGUUCUCGCCCCUGCCCACGGCUCUGGAAAUGUGGGCUACGCUGUGCUGCCGGCCCCAUACGUCACGCAGAUCCCCCAGCCUGCGUUUGUGACUUUGACCAGCAGCUCCACCUUCUCCACAGCCACUCCAAGCCAGGCUCAAGCCAGACUGUCACUUAACGGUUUGUCAACGUCAGAAGCAAAUUCAAGGCCGAGAAAACCCUGCAACUGCACGCGGUCGCAGUGUCUGAAGUUAUAUUGUGAUUGCUUUGCCAACGGAGAGUUCUGUAAUAACUGCAACUGCGUUAAUUGCUUUAACAACCUUGAUCAUGAGAGCGAAAGACUGAAGGCCAUCAAGGCGUGUUUAGACAGAAAUCCCGUGGCUUUCAAGCCUAAGAUUGGCAAAGGCAAAGAAGGAGAAUCCGACAGGAGACACAGCAAAGGCUGCAACUGUAAGAAAUCUGGCUGUCUGAAAAACUACUGCGAGUGCUACGAGGCAAAGAUCAUGUGUUCGUCCAUCUGCAAAUGCAUGGGCUGCAAGAACUUUGAGGAGAGUCCAGAGAGGAAAACGCUGAUGCACCUGGCAGACGCUGCAGAGGUGCGGGUCCAGCAGCAAACUGCAGCCAAAACCAAACUGUCCUCGCAGAUCUCAGAUCUGCUCACCAGAACCACACCAGCCAUCACUAGUGGAGGUGGAAAGUUGCCAUACACAUUCGUAACAAAGGAAGUGGCAGAGGCGACGUGCGACUGUUUGCUGGAGCAGGCAGAGCAGGCCGAACUGACCAAUCAGCCGCAGGCCAUGGCAGAACGGCUCAUUCUGGAAGAGUUCGGCCGCUGCCUCCACAGGAUCAUCAGUUUUGCCGGAAAAGCCAAGACGGACUGUCCUAUCAACUGCUGAACCCUGACUGACCCGGAUCCACUUUUACCUGCCCCUCGUGUUUAUACACAGGGCCUUCAAAUAAAGAGACAAAAGCAGAGCGUGGCACUAAUAUUCAUCAGGAGGACUACAGUUCUUGAUUGUAGCCCUGGAUAUGGGGGUUUGUUUUAGAACAAUCGAUUACAAUUUUAAGGUAGUUUUUGUUUUGUUUGGCAGCGUUUGUUUUGUUUUUUCCACUUUUAAAUGUGUGAUCAUGGUAUUUGUUUGUCUUUUAAAACUGGAUUCAUCCUUCACUGUCAUUAGAAACCCAUUUUUCUUGCUUCUAUUUACUUCGGGAUCGGUCGGGAUGAAGAAGGAGCUCUCCUGCACAUGUAACCAACCGUCUGAUCAUGACUGUAUACAGUAAGUAGCCUGUACUGUAGCCUCAUUCUCAUAUUUAUUCGCUUCCAGAAGGUUUUGUUCCUCGUCCAGAAUCCACCGGGUUCUUGGUGGCUUCUGUUUGAGUUCAUCAUCUGGGUCAGUUUUCGGUCCAGGCGGGACGAGGGCCUCAUGAAGUGUCUGACCACAGUACAGAGACGUCCUGUACGCGGGAAAAGUGCUCGACGAAUGAAUGUAUAUCUGAGAGGAUAUACUGGUGGAUAAAUGAUCUAGGAAUCAGUCUUAAAGCUUGUUUGGAAUGCGCUCGGUCACUUCAGUCUGCAAAUUCAUCAACAAUUCCCUCAAUGAUUGUCAACGUUUUUUUUUUUUUUUUUGCACUGUCAGGGUCUCAUUAAAUCACACAUCUCCAUGCUUGCAGUCGCUGAAACCAUUUAUAAGCAAAUCUGUCUAAGAAUAUCUCCAGUUCAUAUUACUUCCCUUAAAAAUAUAUACUGCUUAAUGAAAAUAAAGCAUAUUUUAGGAGCCAUUAAAGGAAUUCUUCACAUAAA